UAAAAAACCCCCUUUAACCAAACAAAGAUUCAUACCUUAGCAUGCAAACAUCCAACAUAUGUUCUCCAAGCUAGCUAAUUACUUCCUUCCAUUACUUAUCCUAUAUCUUCCUUUGGUUUCACACAAGGAACACACAAGAUUCUAGCCUAAAAUCCUAACCAAGCCCAUUAAUUAGCCAACAUAUAUUUUCCACCUUGUUAGCUGUUCCAAUCAAAAUCUAUCCCAAGAAAAUGUCGCAACAACAGCAGCCAGUUCAAGGUUUUCCUAAUAAUCCUAACAAUAUGCCUGUUCAGCCUAAAGACACCCCAAUUAGUCAAUCUUCUUCUCAUUCAAACGGAUCAUUUGGCACAGUUUUCAUUAUUCUCGCUGUUGUUUUGGUUAUAUCUGUUCUUGCUUGCUUAAUUGGUCGCAUUUGUAACAAAAGAAGUCAGGGUCAUCAUCAACCAAAACAUAGGGAGACUAAACAUAGCCAUGACAUCCAUCCUAGAGAAGGUCAUGACAUAGAAUAUGGUAUUGAUAAGAGAAUUCCAACUUCUAAAGUGGCUGCAUCACAUGGAGAUCCAAAUAUUCCCACCAGUUCUAUGCCAUUCGACGAUAGACAUGAAGGUAAAGAAGGAGUGAUGUUUGCCGAAGAUCAUAAAGAAUUUAUGCGUGCGCAAUGAAAAUUAGAAAAAGGUUCAGAAAGGAAGUCCUUUUAUACAUCAAUGAAAAUUGCUGAUUGGCUUUUUAUUUUAUUUUCUUCUUUUUAGUGGCAGUACUUGUUUUAACUUUUCUGCUGAUGCAACUGAGCUACUUGGAAUGAGGUUGUAAAUAAAAACAUUUCUAGUACGUUCAUCAACACUCGGUAAAUCUGGUGGGAUGGUUAAAAAUAUAUGCUAGAGCUGUUUGUUCUUACUUCCA
Lycium barbarum (goji berry) is the source of this 900-nucleotide messenger RNA. RefSeq lists its product as uncharacterized. The transcript has 2 exons. The record is from RefSeq and is a predicted model, not a curated record. NCBI's taxonomy places the organism in Eukaryota, Viridiplantae, Streptophyta, Magnoliopsida, Solanales, Solanaceae. The coding region runs from base 231 to 662 and encodes 143 amino acids.